AUGGCCACUAAAACAAGAGCUCAGAAAAGGAAAUCCAAACCACCCUCUACCCCACCACCAACCAAAAAGAGUACCACUAUCCCAAGCUCUACCCCACAGAUUACCACUGCCCUAAACACUACCCCACCACCAUUGCCUUCACCAGCCACUGUCACUGACCCUACCACCAGCACUACCAAACCAUCAACCAGAACAACAACCAUCCAAAAAUCCAAAAAGCCAACCAAACCCACAUCAGUCGCACCUCCACCCAAGACACAAAAGACCACCACUACCACAAAAUUUGUGCCCAAGUCGAAACCUAUUGCUGUACUGACCCCAAAGACCAAGAAAAAUCCAAUCCCUUCAAUACCCUCUCAGAAAUUUGCUUCUACUUAA
Molecule: messenger RNA, 378 nt
Organism: Humulus lupulus (European hop)
Lineage: Eukaryota; Viridiplantae; Streptophyta; Magnoliopsida; Rosales; Cannabaceae
Exons: 1
Coding region: 1-378 (125 amino acids)
Source: RefSeq, a predicted model, not a curated record